AUCAGAGUCAAUCUUUAUUUAUUAUUACAUCGUGGUUAAUGAUAAAAAAUUGAGAUAAAAAACUGUACAAAUAGGAGGAACAAAAAGAAUGUAUCGCCAAUAAGUUAAAAAUAAAUUUUUAAAAAAUAAAAAAUACUUUACCGCAUGAAUGAAAAUGUAUUUUGUGAUAAAAUUCUAUAUAUUGAUAAUCUUUUUAUCGGAUGGCGCAUUCUCACAAAGAUUGGAUGCUGUUAUUCCUAACAAUCAGAAGGAAAAAUUAAACUCUUGUCAACUAAAAAUAAAAGAAGCUGUUUCAAAAUGUUUAUCCGAUUCACUUGAAAAGAUAUGCGAAGAAAAGUAUUCGGAUGAAUCAGUAAGUAAAGACAGUGAAAAUUCGUAUUCUUCAAUAUCAUCAAUCUCAUCUUCGUCACCAUUCGAUGUUAAAAAAUUUGAUUGGAGUAAUAAUAGUCCUUUGGCCAAGCCAUCAGAUUUUUAUCCAAAGGAAAAGAAAACAUUUAAUCCACCGAGAGCACAGAGUUCAAUAAAAACCAAGGACGAAACACUUGAAAGAUUUUCAAGUAAAUUAAGUGAUAAUACAGAAUCAUUGAGACCUCGGGUAACUGACAAAAUAGCAAGUACCUCAUUAAAAAUGGAUAAUUCGGAUAGAAAAAACAAUGGUGAUGUUAUAAUUUCCACUACAAUUCCAAAACUUGAUGUGAAGAAGGAAAUUAAGAAACUACCAUCUGGAGAAAACCUUAAAAUAAGAUGGAAACGUGAAAAUGGUCAAUGGAUAAAUUAUGUUUCUACAGAUACUAAUAAAAAAUAUUAAUUGUAUUUAUUCUGUGUAAUAUAAUUUAAUAAUAAUAGAAUCGCAUUUAAAAGUA
Molecule: messenger RNA, 863 nt
Organism: Chelonus insularis
Lineage: Eukaryota; Metazoa; Arthropoda; Insecta; Hymenoptera; Braconidae
Exons: 1
Coding region: 149-808 (219 amino acids)
Source: RefSeq, a predicted model, not a curated record